CAGCUAUUCAGAAGUUUUGGCCAUGAAUAAAUCGAGUGACCCGGUCAUUCGAAAGCGCAGUGAUGAUAUACUAGAUACCAUGCAGCUAUCUCAACAACAUUCCAAAUCCCAGCAGAAUGCUUCAUCAUCCGAAUCUAUAGGAAUUUUGGUUAUGGGACUCACUGGUGCUGGAAAAAGCACAUUCAUCUCCCAGCUCACCCAUCAAGACGCUGAGAUUGGGCAUUUAUUAGAAUCAUGUACUACUGAUAUCAUGCCUUAUGAGUUCCAUACAGGUGAUGGACGGAAGCUCUAUCUUAUCGACACACCAGGGUUCGAUGAUACCAACACAGACUACGCAGGAGUGUUCAAGAAGAUUGCAUCCUUUCUCUGCACACUCUGUGGUCUCUAUAAAAGUGAACUUACCAUUGGUGGAAUGAUUUAUGUUCACCGAAUCACCGACGUACGAAUGUCAGGAUCUUCAGUCAAGAGCUUACGCAUCUUUGAAAAGAUUUGUGGCGAGCAUUGCUUCCCCCAUGUCACAGUCGUCACCACUAUGUGGGAUCUGAUCAAGACUAAAGAAGCAAGGGAUGCAGCGACGAUACGUGAAAACACGUUGAGAGAACGGGCAGAAUUUUUUGGCACAUUGACAAGAGCUGGUGCUCGGAUGGAGAGGCACUACGACGAAGACAGCGCGCGACAUAUCGUUGAAAUGCUUGCUGAUAGACAAAGAAAUUUUUCUCUGCAACUACAAGAAGAGAUGAAACAAAGCAGAGCAAUGACGUUGGAGAAAACAACGGCGGGGAAAUAUUUGGAAGGCGAGUUGGAUAGUAUGCGCAGGAGGUAUGAAAUGCAAAAGAAAGAAUUGGAGGAGAGUAUGGAGGAGUCUAACGAUGACGAUGAUUUCGGGAGCGAAGUUAUAGAAGAGAUAAGGGACUGCACAGUUACGGUGAACCGACUUAAAGCUGAUCAAGGCAGUCUCUCUGUGACACUUGAAGACAUGCAGCACGAGCAAGCAGCAUGGUUCACCAGAAAGCAUGAUGAUAUGCUUCAGGACAUGAUAUCAGACGAACAGUCUACUCGAAUGACCUAUGAGCUUCGGCAAAAAGUUCUCAAAUUGGAAAAGGAAAAUAGGCGACGAGACAAGAAGGAAAUUGCUCAGAAUGAAAAGAUGGAGGAAUUGGAGGAGCGUAACAAAAGACUUGAGGCUGCCCAGAAGGAACUUGAGGAUCAACAAGCUUUUCGAGAGCGUGUAAAAGAAAAGAGAAACCAUCAGUUUGAUUGGGUAGCAAGAGUGCUCGCAUUUCUCGCAUCACCUGCAAAGGAUCUGAGGGAGCCAGUACCAAUAAAGUGCCGUGCGAAUUCAAUGCCCUUAGAGGCAAAAACACCAAAAAAAUCAGCCACAAAGCUCACAAGAGGUCGAAGUCAGUCCAGGAAUGGUCAAACCGGGAAAUCAAACGCCAAAAAUACGACCCAUGUUGAUGAACAAGACACAAAGAAAUAUUACAUGUCUUCAAGUUCUCAAUUCCAAUAUCAUAAAGGAUAUGAUCAGGUUUAUGAGCCGGGAUACGAUGCAGUUAGUAUUGGGAAUUCAAAUCGUCCCACGCAUUCACAGCACAGAUCUCUUCCAACUUAUACGCCAAUAACCCCAGGCUAUGCAACUGGCCAAGUUCACUCACUGCCUGGUCCGGUAAUCGUAGAUCCUUACGGACUAAAACGUAGUAUACCUCCAUCUACAGGUUCUCUCCUACGAAGAUAUGACGAUACCGUCCAUACAUCCACUUGGCAACCGCCACCUCAAUCUAGCCCAUAUCAUGACAACCAUCAUGAUGAACUGACUUCGCGAGGUCGCAAUCAGGCAGGGCCCAAUGAUAUUAUAAUCGCGGUGAUGGGUAUUACUGGCUGUGGCAAGACAACAUUUGUAAAUCUGUUUGCAGAGACGCCUCUCGAAGUUGGUCAUGGAUUGGACUCAUGCACAGUAUCAGUACAAGUAGCAACUUGCAAAGCCGAAGACGGUACAAAUAUCUACCUUGUUGAUACUCCAGGAUUCGAUGACACAUAUCGAUCCGAUUCCGAGAUCUUAAGAGAAGUCGCCCUUUGGCUCAACAAGGCACACGUGUCAAAUGUGAAGCUCGCGGGUAUCAUAUUUCUUCAGAGAAUUUCCGACACUCGAGUCGGCGGCAGCGGCAUCAGGAAUAUCAAGAUGUUCCAGAAACUAUGCGGUGAAGAUACCCUCGCGAGCGUAGUUUUAGCUACAACAAUGUGGGACCAGGUUGGCGAAUAUGCCGGAAAAGAGAGGGAAAGGCAGUUGAAAAACGAGCCUCAACUGUGGAAAAAGAUGAUAGAUCACGGUAGUAAGGUCUAUCGCCACGACAAUGGAAAAACUUCGGCGGCCAAGAUCAUCAAUUACUUGAUAGCCAGAAAGCGACCAGUCACACUGGACAUCCAACGCGAAAUGGUUGACCAAGCAAAAGAUCUUGUUGACACAGGCGCAGGAGGCGAGCUAGCUUCAACGGUGGAACUUUUGAUCAAGAACUAUGAAAGAAAAUUGAAAGAUCUAGAGCAGGAACUACGACAAGCACGGGAUCAGCAUAACAAGGAGGAUCGGGAAAUUCUAGAACAAGCCAGGAAAGAAUAUCAAGAAGGUCUCGUAAAGCAGCGACAAGAAAUGAUCAAUUUGAGAAUCAGCUCGGAACAGUUGAUUGAGGACGCGAGGAAACGCUUCGAGGAGCAAGAACAGAGGCAGAGGGAGAACAUGAAACUUGUACGGGAAGCUCAUACCAAGGACCUAGAACAACAACGGAUUUUGGUGCAAAAACAGUUCAGGGAGAGGUAUCUCCGGGAUAUGUCGAAUGCUGCAUGCGUAAUGAUGUAGAUCCGAGUGAAGAAAUCAAAUGUAACCAUUUUGUUUACUG
This is a messenger RNA of Bipolaris sorokiniana ND90Pr, 2891 nucleotides long. RefSeq lists its product as uncharacterized. Gene Ontology annotation, molecular function: GTP binding. The record is from RefSeq and is a predicted model, not a curated record. The transcript is spliced from 5 exons. Lineage: Eukaryota; Fungi; Ascomycota; Dothideomycetes; Pleosporales; Pleosporaceae. Bases 23 to 2851 code for a protein of 942 amino acids.